This is a messenger RNA of Amoebophrya sp. A25, 196 nucleotides long. Lineage: Eukaryota; Dinophyceae; Syndiniales; Amoebophryaceae. The record is from the annotation of a GenBank genome assembly.
ACGAAAUCGGGUCAAACACAAGUAACUGCGCAGUCGUCGGGAAGACUACAAAAUUUUAGCACGACCGGCGCUGGUUCUCACCAAGUCGGAGGGUCAUCGUCCUCAACAGCUAGACCAGGGACUCGAGGAGAGGCUUCGAAUCAUCAGUACCAAAGCCAACCACAUCAAAGCCAACAGCCCUUACAGCGUCGUGGCG